CCCCAUGGGUUUGCUCUCUUGCACUGCCGAGGCCGCAAUUGCCACCUGCGAUUCCUCAAUCUUCAAAACCCACUGUCCGCCAAGCAGGCCCUUCCAGAUCAGAGAGUUUUCUUGCUCCGAUCUUGAUUCUGCCACUAAUGGCUUCUCCCAGGGAAAUCUUCUCGGGAAAGGGAGCUAUGGUAAUUAUAAUCCCCCAUGGGUUUGCUCUCUUGCACUGCCGAGGCCGCAAUUGCCACCUGCGAUUCCUCAAUCUUCAAAACCCACUGUCCGCCAAGCAGGCCCUUCCAGAUCAGAGAGUUUUCUUGCUCCGAUCUUGAUUCUGCCACUAAUGGCUUCUCCCAGGGAAAUCUUCUCGGGAAAGGGAGCUAUGGGUUUGUUUACAGAGCUAAUCUUCUUGAGGGGCGAAAUGGGUUUGCCACGGUCGCCGCCAAGGUCACGAAACAGAGCAGCGCCGGCGGAACCGCCGCCGCGGCGGAGAACGAGGUGGAUGUCUUGUCCCGUGUUUACCACCCGCGGCUCGUCAAUUUGAUCGGGUACGGGUUGGAAAUGAACCGGAAGAAGGUUUUGGUUGUGGAGUUUAUGCCUAACGGGUCUUUGUACGACUUGCUUCACGGCUCGGACCGGCCGCUCCGUUUCGAUCGCCGGAUUAGGUUCGCUUUGCAGGUGGCAAAGGCGGUUCGGUUCUGCCACGGGUUGAACCCGCCGAUCAUACACAGGGAUAUAAAGUCGGCGAAUGUGUUGAUUGACGGGAGGUUCAACGCGCGGCUGGGGGAUUUCGGACUGGCGGUGAUGGGACGGGUGGAGGAUGCGGCGGCGAUGCGCACGCCGCCGGCGGGGACUUUGGGGUACCUCGAUCCGGGAUAUCUUGCGCCGGGAGAUCUCACGCCGAAAUCCGAUGUGUUCAGCUUCGGGACACUGUUGAUGGAAAUCAUCAGCGGCCGGAACGCCAUUGACUUAAAUCACAGCCCAUCCUCCGUCGUGGACUGGGCGGUGCCAUUGGUGAAAUCCGGGGCUUACGCUGAGAUCUGCGAUCCAAGGAUCCGCUUGCCGGAGGACGAGGCGGCAAUCCGGCACAUCACGGUCUUGGCCGCCCGGUGCGUGAGAAAGACAGCGAGCAACCGGCCGACGAUGUCCGAAGUGGCGGGUUGCCUGAAAGCGGUGUACGAUCGCCUGAAGUCGCCGGUGUGGACCACGAUACGGCGGCGCGUGGACUGCGUGCGGGAAUCGACGCGUGUGGCGGCCCGAUACGAGCCGCUGGAGGACAGACUGGAGGCCGGAAGGAUUUCCCGAGCCGGCAGCCGGAGAACGCGGAAAGGGUCCAGCGUGGCGGGCGCAGAAUCCGGAGGCGGCGUGAAUAGCGCGAAAAUUUGUCGCCAUUUGGCUAAGGCGAAAUCCAUAGGUUCUUUGGUGGAGAUUGGAUAUGAGCCGUUGGAUCCUGGGAGCUGCCAGGUGGGGCCAGCUAAGAACGCUGGAUUGGGUGCGAAGAGGUCCACGGUGAGGUUGAGCAAGUCAAGGUCAUUGGAAGUGCUGUGCAGCAGUAAUACUACGAAAUUACUCCGCAUUGCGCAAGAGUGAUGUUGAUGUUGAAUGUGAGAGAUCAAAAUUAUUAUUGGACCGAUACAAGGAGGAGGAGGCCCAAAUGGAAAAUCCUCCAUACGAGUAGUUUUUUUCUUUCUUUACUCAUAAUUUAAAUCACCCGUUUUGACUUUUGGGCAUAUUUAACAAAAAUAAAAAAUAGAGUUGAUUUUU
This is a messenger RNA of Cuscuta campestris, 1749 nucleotides long. The record is from the annotation of a GenBank genome assembly. NCBI's taxonomy places the organism in Eukaryota, Viridiplantae, Streptophyta, Magnoliopsida, Solanales, Convolvulaceae.